CCAAAAAGAAAAAAAAAUACUGAAUUGAACAAUUUACAAAAUUAAGGACUUUAUUUGUGUUUUCGAAUCACAAUACCUUCUGUAGCAAAAAGAAAUUCUCCCUCAACCCGUAAAAUCCCAAAUACUGUACUUUGUAAGUAUUUGCGAUUGUUUCCCCGACAUACAUAGGAUCGGUGUCAGUCGUAAUCCUCCGAAUUCUCACAGUAGCCCAUUGAUUUUUUGUUCUUUGGUGGAAGGUGGAACCCGAGGAAUUAGAACAAUAAUGGAGACGCCGGCGUCCUCUCAACAGCUGAUUACCCCGGAAGACGUCUUGGAGUCGUUGAUGAACGAUGGCACCGUUGAUGCCAUCCGGAUGAAGAUCAUCACUCAGCUCAAAGCCAAUGAAGAAUUGAAGAAUACAACAAUAAAAAUGGUGGAGCAGAGUAGGGUUUUGAAUACACCAGGAGCUGAGAAGCAGACAAAAAGAGAACUUUUUGAUGCCCUUCGACAAGAACUUGAGUGAGUAUUUCUUUUGACCCUUGGUUUCCCUUCAUUCCUUCUCUAACGGGAUGUGUUUCUAUGUUUUCUUUUUAGUGUUAUUGAUUGCAAAAAUCAUGAACUUCUUGUUCUUUUUUCACAUUUGAUUUUUGGGAUCCAUGGUUGGAGCAUUCCUCCCGUUGGGUACUCAUUUUGUUAUAUAGUAUUCUGGUCUUGAGUGCUGCUUGCUUUAUACCUGUCUGGAAUCAUGUUUGGCAUGACUAAACUCUGAAGGGCAUUACUACGGACCAUGUUAAAUAGAAGGUGUGAUUUGUCCUUGUGUUCUCUGUCCUAGUCUGGCCUUAACAAAUCGUGACUCCGAGGUGGAAACUUGUUUUCAAAGAGGUGUCUCUAAUCAGAGUUUGUAAGUUUGGAUUUUCAUCACCAUUUUGUAAUACAUAUUCUGACUUUGAAUGCCUUGGAACUCGGAUGUUUUCAGAGAUGGAUGUCUGUGAAUUCCAACUUUUGUUUAUUUCUGUUACGAAAAAUUUUGCAGCUUUGAUUCAACUAUGGAAGAGAUAUUUUAUUCACCAAUUUUGGAAGCAUCCGGCUGUAGUAUCUCAUUUUAUAUUACUUAUCUGCCACUGUUCUUCUAAUCAUGCUUUUGGCCGUGUGGGUUAAGUCUUCAGCUUUACUCUUUUCUCAGUUUCUGCUAGUAGAAAUAAUGAGGUCAAGUACAUAAAUUGGAGGAAAAGGAUAUUACAAACAUGAGAUUAGUUUCUGAUUGAAGUUUUAGCACUCUGUGAGGGAUCUUAGAUUUCUUCAAAUUGGUGAAGUCAACAUCAGAAUGCAUAUUCUUCUUUGCAAGGUGAUUCCUCAUGUGAAAAAACAGAACUUGGGAGUCAUAGAUGUUAUGUAGAAUUGGUCAAAAAUAUUUUGUCUUUUUCUUUUUAUUGUUACAAAAGUUCAUCAAUUUUAAAAUUGCAAAUAACGAUGUUAUCCAAUGCUUAAUACUUUCUUGUAGAGGCAAAAGUUUUAAAUGAAUAUGUAAUCAUUCUUUAAGUGUGUUUUCUCUUUCUUUCAGUUUUGCAUUUGUAAAGGUCUUGAUCGAAAGAGUGUGACCAUAAGGAUUAGCCUGUUUUGGUUUCUUGGAAAUAGUUAAACCUUCUUUCUUUUACUUUGGUUGUGAAGGCUUCUUUUCAUGUAUCAGUAGUUCAAAUGCCUAGAUGGUACAAUGACAUUUCCAUAUCGUCUUUCUAAACUAUAAAAGGAUGGUGCUUUACAUGCUACAUGUUGUGAAGCCUUUCUUCUCUUUUAAGCUUUCUUAAGUGUGUUAGAUUCAUUUCUGUAUAUUUGCAAAUGAAAGUAUUUUUGUGAGGAAAUCUGAUAUUAUUGCAUGUUUACUUUCAAUUAGUCGUAUACCUGCUGCAUAAUUUUGGCAGAAGAGGAUGUAGGAUAUUUUCAGCAUGAAACUUUUCCUGCUUGCUAUUUAUCUGGUAUGUAGUUUGGUGAAUUACGCAUCUUCAAUGGAGCUUCAAAUUAGUGGGCAUUUAUCUCUGCGCCUCAGCGGGGUUGAUGCUCUCUUUAGAAAUUGGUCUCAUUAGUUAUGCCCUCAUGACUGAUUGGGAACUGCUAAGUCUGGACAGCAUUCUUACUGCUCGAAUUUCUACACCUAGGCACUUUUGAGUUCCUUGCAUCCUAAUCUUCCUCUCAACUGGAUAGCUAGGAAUUCUCAAUUAUCUGGUGAUUCUCGAAGCUGUAGCUGUGUUUUCAACAUUCUGUAGCCAUCAAGUUAUGAAUAACUGUUGAUGGAUGUAUCGGUCAUGGCAUAUGAAACUAACAGUAGCUUUUGUAAGGCAACAUUUAAUGGUCUUUGUGGGGGGCGAACUGUUGCAACUUUCUCUAUGUUGGUUCAAGAGCGAGGUCAAAUGAAUUAAAAAUGUAUUCUGGGCACCUAGUGCAUUAUGUAUUAUUUUCUUAAUUGUGACUCUACUGGAUAUCUGGUAUUAGUUUUUUUUGCUUUUCUGUGAGCUAUAUGUAUGAAUUGGAUGCAAACUAAGUUAGCGUUGUCUACACUUUACACCAUUAUUCUUUUAUUUAAUUAUUUAUUGAAGAGAAUACCUUUAUUUAUGAUGUUAAUUAUUACUCUGACUGUCUUAAAAUUGUCUGUGAUAACUUGUUGCAGAACUUCAGUGCUUGAGAAAGCCUCCAAGUCAGUGUGGGAGAUGAUGUUGGAUAACAAUGGGCUUGGCAAGGAGAUUAGUGAAACUGUAGAAAGAGUUUUUUGCCGAUUGAGUGGCAAAGAAGCCCCGUUAUAUUCUCAAAAUAAUAUCGAAGCCCUGUUGGAGAAAGCAAAAGAGGUAGAUGCUGAAGGAAGCAGAGAAAAGGAACUGAAAAGGAACACGGAGAACUCGCAUUCCUCAUCGAAGAAGAGGAAGCCUGAUGAAACAAGCAAAGAAGAUGGAGCAAAUGGAGUUGCUGAUGGAUCAAAUGCCACCGUACCAGGUCCGUUUGAUGAUUCUAGUAGAAUGCCUCAUCCAAAUGCGAAAACUUGAAGCUUAUCUUUUCAGCAUGGUGUUUAUUAGGACAAAAUAGUAUUAUUAAUAAUCUAACCUUAUGUGUACUUUGCCCAAAUCAUCAUUUUUCUAGAUAUGGUCUUUGCUUCCUCUGCUGAGGAUAAAACUGUCAGAAAGAAAGAAAGAAUCUGGCCAAUGUUGACCAUUUUAAUUCCUUGACUAUGUAUACCAGUAAUUUCCAUUAUAUUUAUAAAAAAAAUUACUAUCAAAAUGUGGGACGGAGGAUAAAAAUUUAAUUAACUUCAAAAUGCAUGAAUCCAAGUGUUGAACUAGCUUGCUUUGACAAGUUUUGGCGAUUAUUAAACAAAUAAUUCUAGUUUUG
Molecule: messenger RNA, 3354 nt
Organism: Oldenlandia corymbosa var. corymbosa
Lineage: Eukaryota; Viridiplantae; Streptophyta; Magnoliopsida; Gentianales; Rubiaceae
Source: the annotation of a GenBank genome assembly